UGAAAAUCUGAAAAGGAAGAAACGAAGCAAUAUGUUUACACUUGAUGGAUUUCGCUAAACAUGGUGUUUAUUAUUAUUUGACGGAGGACCCAUAUUAAUUUCCAUACGGAUAUAUAAAAAGGUUAUUGCUAUCAAUGUAUCUUCCCCGAGGGAAGAAUGAAAGGAUCUUCCUUGGAGACUGUUGAUUUUUUGUUGGUAAAUGUAUAGAAGUUUUCCUUUUAUGUUGUAAACAGAAGAGUUAUGGCUGUAUUAAUAGGUCAGAAAUGCUACAACACAGUGUCAUAAUGUAUCGAAGAAAGAAGACAUUCAAGUGCUAUAAACAGUGACUCGUUUUCUGUCAAGUCACACAUUAUUUAAUUUAUAUGACAACAAAGUGCUGUACAAAUUUGAUUAAUGUACCCUUUGAUCGUUAUAGUGCUAUGACACUAGACAGUUGUACCUCAGGAAAGAUGCUGUCAUCUACAGUAACAAAGUGCUAAGGAUUACUUUUUUCUGUUUUGAAUCGCGACUUCUGUUUUAUUAACAGAUUAAAUCCUCCGGCCAUGUGACUUUCGAGAGCACGUUUUGCGGGACAAAACAUUUUCGAUGUGUAGUUUACCUAUGUGAUUUUGCUGGACAAAAUUUGUGGGUAGAUUGUGUGUAGUUAUACUGUAUAUACUCCCAGGACAAUCCCUUGUCAGGGUGAUCAUGCCCGCUAUCAUCUACCUGGCUGUGUGUUUGUAGUGCUGGACUGUAAAUAAACAGUUUGUACAAACGACAUUGAUAGAUUUUUUUCUUGAUUUUGAUCAUCAAAGCACAACACAUCAAGAUGCUGAAUUUAAUGAGGAUUUAGCAGACACGGCAGCAAAGGGAUAAGAUUGUACAGAUAAUUAAACAAUUAAUAUUUAACAUCAGUAAACAUCAGCACUCGAUCAAUAUUUGUGUACCGUGCACGAGUGUGUCAAGUUUACUGUCGGCAGGUGCUGCCAGUAUCAGAUGCACACACGACCUUCAAAGACAUUACCUGGAGAGGUUCCACCCUGACAGUUAAUAAACCUACAGUGUUUACUAGAUAGUUACAACAGCUGUAUAUUUAACUGGAUAUUGACAAUUUUAUAUUUCUACGAGGAUUAAUAACACAAAAACAACUGCCGACUUCUUUUUGUGACAGAUGCUUUUAAUUGGCAUACAUAAUUUAUGCAGUGCAUUUUUACCUGUGCAUAAUUAUUUUUACCUCAAUAAGCACCUUUAGGCAAACUGGCUGUAGUAAAGUAUUAAAGACAUGCACAUUUUGUAAAUGUCAAAAUGACAUUUUCUAGUUAAGAAGAGUACUGAUGCAUAUGAUGACAGAUGUAUGGACUUAGGUCACAUGGUGCCUACAAUAGGAAAAUUUCAUUGAGUGUAAUUGUCCAGGCUGAGAAGAUGAUAAUAUUUCUCUGUGGAUUUAUAUAAUCGAUGCCGAUUAGAUACCUUCAAGAUAGUGGUCAUCGGGUUGGUACAGAUUUGUAUACUGACUGCAGCCAUCAAUAUCAAUAUCAACCAUUGACACAGAUGUGGCCUACAGUGGUACUACACUAGGAAAUGAAGAGUGGGUUAGUGUCUGUAGUAGUCCAGCACACCUUUACACUGAGAUGUGAUUACCAGGUAUUCAGCUGUUUACAAACAGGAUAUGUCCAGUACUUAGCCGUAAUGUCCAGCUGAGAUUGUCAUGGAAUCAUUGACCACUCCAGAUCUUGAUUAGCUAUUGACCAGUGGUUAUUGUUGUGAUAAAGAACCCACAUCAAACCUCUAUGGGAGACACCACAGUAUGCUAUGAAUGCAAUAGUUAAAUAACAACAAUGGGACACACACAUAAAAUGGAGAGUAAUGGGGAAAUUAUUUACAAGCUUGUUUUGGACUUUAGAAUGAUGUCUUUGAUCAAUGUGACAACUCCUGUUACAUUACACUGUACUGACCAUCUGCUGCCAGUCCAGUAUUGUCUGAUUAACAGCCAUUGUUCCUAGGUGUCAGUCAGGAAGCUCAGGUAACACUAUUGGAGAGUAUUGUAUCAUUGGUCAGUGUUCGAUGUAGUGGUCACUGAUCAGCUCACCCUACUGAAAAAUCAACUCACUACUGAACGAUCACCUGUCCUCAGCUUUGACCUUGGAUCUGGCCAAUUAACUUGGUACAACAUGCUCUACUAAUCAGACUUUUUAGUCAUUUGUUGGAAUUAACAAGCGAGAACUGUAAUCAGUGUGGCUUCAGGGAUUAACUUUGUGAGGAUUACGCCCAAAAUAAUGUAUUAUCUCUGAGGAUUAACUGUGAGAUCACCGACACAUGUACCGUUAAUAAAUGAGGAACCAUGAUAAGGACACCGAGUUCACAACUAUAUAUUCUUUAGAAAGUGUCUUGAUGAAGCAGUUUCUAUUUUUGGAUUAUACUGUAAAACAUCUGCUUGUAACAGACUCGAGGAUUUGAUAUCUGGUUUGAUAGAUUUUGAGUGAUAUAUCUGUCUGAUUAGGCAGAUGUAAAGGAGUUAUUGUGCCAGUAUAAAACUCACUAGUCGUACACAACUCGCCUUUAACAGGUAGAUAUAAACAGGACCUCUGUGUAGAGUCGAACAUCUCAUAUCGCAAUGUAAUUGAUCAAGUGCGUGGUUUCAUAUUAGCUUUGAUCUUAUCAUGAUACAAAAGUUCCUUAUUCAGGGUUUAAUAAUUUCAAUUGUGAUGUAAAACUCAGCAUUUCUAUAAACAAAUUGAGUGUUCCAGAUACUAAUGUCGGUUAAGAUAUUGAGUUAGUUCCAUCGGCUGUGACCGUUCAGAUCUGUAUUGAUAUAGGCUUCGUACAAAUUGAUAAGGAUCUUCAAAUGGAAUCUAGAGAAGUUCCCUUCAGGACGUCUUGACUGUGGGCAAUGUAGGUGAGAUAUUUAAACUUUUAGAUUACUGGACAUAUACGACCUUUUAUCAUGGAGACACCCGAUACUUUACCUAAAAAGUUGGUUGAAGAUAAUAAUUUCUCUAGUUGGUGUAAACUUUGGCACAAAUUGUAAAUCGUAAUUUAAUGCCUCAUGAAUUUUUCUUCAUCAAAUGUGAAGUAGGCAUUUGUACGUCAAUGAAAAGCUUUCUAUUCAGAAAUAUAUUUAUCUAUGAUACCUUGUUCGAAACCUGAAUUAUAAAUGUGUAAAGACGAUCUGAAAUUAAAAUCAACAUUCUGAUAAUUCAUUUUAGUUCUGUCAGAAAAUAAGUAAAUUUUAUGUAUAUCGAACUUUAAGUCCAAUCCUUAUCUGUCAAAUCUCCACAGAGUGUCCUAUUAUCAGACCUAUACAGGAAACCAGUGUUGACUUUCCUAGACCAGAUGACAGUGGUCUGUUGGUAGAACCGAAAAAAACACUUCGAAACAGGAAGGAAGGAUUACAAAAUGGUUUAUCUGUAUUGACCUAUUGGGAAACUAAAUGUGCUGUUGACAAUAUUGUAAAUAAAGGCCAGGACCGCACACCUUGGAGACAACCACCACCAUUGUCUAGUGUUCCUAGGGGGACAACACUUUGGGAGGGACUACCCUGAUCUUGUCAACUUUAUACCACUGGGACAUCAGAAGUGUCUCUGCUACACUUUGGAUCUAGUCAGCAUUAUAAAGUCAGUAAUUAGUUUACAUGUGUACGAGUGCCACCUCCACACCAGGAUAUGUGUUGUCAGUGUAUUGGUGUCAUGGACCAUUAUUCAUGAAGCUGCUGAGGGAAUGUUCCAUACUCAGGUCUAUUAUCGGUAACUGUUAAUCACGAUUGAUAUACAUGUGAUUCUGUGGGAUUUACGGCUUAACGUAUCUCAUAAGAUUGUCCACUACUACACAGCGUUGGAUAAAAUUGUCGUCAAAGAUCAGUGUCCACCUCUCGGAGUGGUUAAAAUCCUCAUUGUUUACAAUCUGGUCAAACAAAACUUUAAGGUACUCCUAACAACUUAGUGUUCACGACUAAGACAUUAAUGUUUGUUUUCCAGUGGUAGACAUCCCGCGCUUUACAAAUGUUGACACUAGACUUAGAGGUAAAUCCACAGACCUCAACUAUUUAGAUUCUGAAAAAUACACCUACGACCGACAUACCAAAAAACCACGAGAGCUGAUACUUCAGUAACCAGUUCUGAUGUAAACUUUUACCCAUUUGAUGACUUUAAAUGGAAAAACAUCUGCCUUGUAUGAAUUAUAAAGGAAUAUAAUAAGGCUUCUCACUUGUGUUUGGGACAUUUUACAUCGGAAAAGGAAUUACAAGUUAAUCUUGGUACUAAAUUGGAGGAGUGUGGGAUGGUACAAUGUUAUUUCAGUUUAAUUAUCUCUGUACAAACUGGACAUGGUGUUAUUAACACGUAAAUAGGUGAAGCUGACCUGUUAUAAACAGUAAAACAAAUUACCAACUUGUUGUGUGUCAAUGUUAUAUAGAGUAUUAGUGUACAUAUGUGUGAUACUGUGUUGAUUGUCCACAACACCUGAUAUGAACCAACUCACUCUCUACAUGUGAUUCAUCAUUUUUAUUCACCGGGAUCGAGAUAUUAAUGUGAUUGGAUCCAUAAUGCCCUAUCUUGGAUGGAUUUGUUAAUUAAAAAUUCCAAAUUAAUUUCUUCUAUUUCUCCUUUGGAAAAAGAAACUGCAGUAUGCUUGUUGAAUUGGAUUUAUAUAUAACUUAAUUCACUGUUGACAUGUUGUUUUGCAUCAGGCAUACAUAAAUAAAAAACUAUCAACACACUGCUACAGAUCUAGGCUGGAGUUUCAACAGCUGUCGGCAGGUAAAAAGCUCAUCUAUAUUACCAUUGUGAACAUGUGAACAGAAAUCAAUUGUUUGUGGAAAUUCUACCAGAUGGAUAAUUUAUUACAUGUUAGCCAUUUCGUUCUGGCCUUAACUCUUCAUGAAUGAUCUUAGGUUGGCUGCUUGUGGUAUUUUUACGAGCAGAAAAAAAUGCUUUUAUAUUGCACCUGAACUGUGUGGAUUGUCUACGGGGGCUGGUACCGCGGCCCUGAGGCAGCGUGUGUGGAACUACAGCAUUGGACUGUAGGAUUACUGUAUAUACUCAAAGGUGAUGAAUGGAGUCACACUCUACAUUCAAACUGCUCCUGAGAGGAUUACUUCAGCUGAGAGUAUUUGGCAGACUCCUUGUGAUAAAUAAGGCAGAUGAUAGGGAUAUUAUACCUGUGUGAUGUGAGAAGACUUACCUGUGGUGUAAAUACAUAGAGCUAUCAUAGUGUAUACAGGAGUGUACUUAGGAUGUGGAGCGUGUGACACUGACUAACUGAAACUCUUAAUGAUACAUGAAAUCAAGUGUAACACCAUCAAGUAUCACUUACUCGUUAGCACACACACACAGUACAAGAUAUUUCACAACUUAUAGCUCACGAAAAAGAUUUUCUUCUGGAAAUGAAAAUUUUAAAUUCUUUCGAAAUGGCUUCUGACAUUAAUGAGGAUGAUGGUAAAACCUGUAAAAAUGAUGACGUACCAGGUGAGGGCAGUACUGGCUUGGACCGUUACCAUGGUAACGACAACUUAGUUUCUGAUAGAAAUAUAUGUUACCUUCAGGAGGAAGAUGACAGUCACUUGUGUGAUGAUAUACAAGAUGGAAAUAGUCUUUUAAAACGUUUCUCUGGGAACACGAACCUUGAUUCUAAUUACCUCGAUGACAGUUGCUGUGAUUCUGUGUGUUUGGAAGAUGGUCAUUGUGAAUGUGAUGCGGAUGGUGGUGAUUCUACAUGUACUGUAGAGAACCAUGCCAGUAGUGACCACCGUAACUAUAGCGAUGGUGGCUUUUAUAACCAUGGCGAUUGUUGUCAUGAGAAUAGUGAUUGCAAAGAGAAGUGUUUCUGUAGUAACCAGAGGUGGGAAAUUACAGAUUCGCCUAUCAAGGACUUCACCAAGGUUGUAUUUAAAAGCUCUAGUACUCAACCACAACAACUAGAUAGUGACAGGGAGAAUGAUGACCAAUCAGAACUAGGUCAGGCUAAACCUGAUGUUAACUUUCGGUUAGAAACAAAUAAUGGUUUCCCUAGUAAUCAGUUAGAGACAAAUAAUGGUUGUCCUGGUAACCAAAAAGAGAUGGAUUCUAAUAUUCAUGGCAACCAACAGGAGAUGGAUACUAGUUUCCAUGGUGACCAGCUAGAUAUAGACGAUGAAAGCUAUCAAAGUGAUGGUAACUCUGUUGAUGGUUUCCUAGGUGACCAAAGAUCUCGGGAGGGUUACCAUGGAGACGGUGACUCGUGUGUAUCCACUGAAGAUUUCACCAUAUCUAACGUGUUUGAGGAGAAGGCUGAGAACUUUGUGAUGGCUGCCUUGUUUUGUGCAUCAGAGGAAGGCAAUGUUGAAGGUCUGAAGGAACUCGUCGGCAUGGCACAAAAUAUUGAUCUCACCGCGGCAAAUAGGCAUGGAGAGACUGCGGUUCAUAUGGCUGCCAGUGGUGGUCACACAGAAGUAUUAAAGUUCCUACAGGCCAAGGGCGUGGAUAUCAGUAUACAGGACAAGAACGGUGACAGUGCUGUGUAUUGGGCAGCUCGUCAGGGUCACUUGGAUGUUUUACGACAUCUGAAAGAUGAGAAUGUUCCACUUGACUCUCAAAACAAGUCCGGCGAGUCUGCUCUCCAUGUAGCUGCUAGAUAUGGCCAUGCUGCUGUCGUAGACUUUCUGUGUUCUGCUGGCAGUAAUGUCAACCUACAGGACAAUCUCGGGGAGACCGCUUUACACAGUGCCUCCUGGCACGGAUUCCUCCGGAUUGUAACCUCUCUCUGUUCCUCGGGGGCUAAGAUAGACGCUGACAACAAGGAGGGAGAGACUGCCCUACACAAUGCUUCAGCCCGAGGGUACCUGGACGUGGUAAAGAUUCUUCUCGACUACGGAGCUCCAGUCAACCAGAUGGAUAAGAGAGGAGGCACAGCCUUGUAUUUGGCUUGUAAUCGUCGCCAUAGCAACAUAGCGAUGGUUCUUCUGCACGCUGGCUGUGAAAUGGACAUUAUAGAUAAGGAGAGCGGGGAGUGUGCGCUACACUGUGCUGCCAGGGAGGGACUGUCAGCCGUGGUCCAGACCAUGUGUGCCUUUGGUUGCCAGGUGGACAUCAUCAGUCAGGAUGGCUUUACGCCCCUACACCUGUCUUGUAAGCAUGGACACACAGAGAUUGUACGUUGUCUGCUUCUGUCAGGAGCUCGGCCAGAAAUCACAAACAAAGACGGAGUAACGUCGGAGAUCAUGGCACUAGCUCAAGGAUUCACUGAUAUAGCAGAACUCGUUAACAAGGUGAAACGGGACAGAGCUGGUAACUUUGUGACCCAGCUGAUCCCGUCCUCCCAACCACUAUCCAGGAUCAAGUUGAAGCUGCUGGGGUCAACUGGUGUGGGGAAGUCCACGCUGGUGGAGACCCUCAAAUGUGGUCUGUUCAGUGGGCUGUUUCGCCGGUCACGCCUCACCAGUCAAGCUUCCACCGAUUCCCACAAAGGUCGGCCACGACUGCCUCGACAGUACAGUUUACCAACACCCCUGUGUUACAGUGUUAGCAAUCCAAUCUACACCAAGGGCAUCAACGUACAACAGGUCUCAAUAUCAGGUAUAGGAGAUGUGAGUGUAUGGGACUUCUCUGGGUACGAGCCCUACUACAUGCUGUACGACCAUUUCCUCGGCGAUUCCAACUGUAUACACAUAAUUGUGUUCAGUCUAACAGACACUUACGAUGAGCAGAUCGCCCAGGUUCACUUCUGGCUCGGUGUCCUUAAGUCUCGAGUACCUCCACACGUCCCUAUCGGUCACUGCGGCCGACUCCCCAACACUCCCAAGGUUAUCCUGGUGGCCACUCAUGCUGACAAGGUUGGCUGCCACAAAAACGCCCGCGGAGAGUAUGUAUGUCCCACUGCCAGUCGGGUCCUGGCAAAGGCCCAACUCAAGUUUGCAUCUGACAUCAAUUUCGUGGAGCGGGUUUUCGUAAUGGAUGCCAAUGUUGCUAUGUCUAAUGAUGUCAAAGCUCUGAAACAACAAAUCGGUGAUAUGCGUACACAAAUCAUUGGGGAACUUCCACGCAGUAAUGGCUUCCUGGAUGCUAUGGUAGCCCAGCUUCCAUCCUGGAGACGGUCCUCAUCAUCCUUCCCAGUCUUAUCAUGGACACAAUUUGUGGAGUAUGUUAGAGCUAAGAUCAAUCCGCUGGCCGGAGAUGACCACAUGAAGAUUCUGGUGGAGGAACUUCAACUCAUAGGAGAGAUUGUGUAUUUGGAGUGUGAUACCUCACAGGACCUUGUUAUACUUCACCCUAAGUGGCUCUCUGAAGACAUCAUCGGUAACCUGAUCAGUCAGGAGAAGAUCAUUCAGUCACGCAUCACUGGCUGUUUCACUGUGGAUGACUUCCAGUUAAUGUACCCAGAGACAGACGCGCUCGACUUACUACAGGUGCUAGAGGCCUUGGAAGUGUGUACACAGUGUGACAAUGAAGGAGAGAUCGAAUACGAGUUCCCAUGUUUGAAUUUCAUAGAGACCCUGAAUGGUCUAUGGCAGAAAGAUUCCAAGAGGUUCGGAAGUGCUGUGUAUGGGGGAGUUCGUAUUCAGACAGACCCAGAGUUGGGGGGACAGCUCAAACAUAUAUUUGCGCGUAUACAGGUGUCGCUGCGUCACAACGUGCUUCAGGAGUCGGAGGACCCUGACGCUGAGUUGUACCAGUGGCACCACGGGUCUAAAUACUGCUGUGGGGAGAUGGAGGGAAUUCUGGGUAUGGAUAGACAUGAACAGCACCUAGAAAUUAAAGUGCGUGGACCAGCGGACAGACAAACUCAAUUGUUUUAUUUCCUGGAGGAUUUUAUGCAUGUCGUGGAACAAACUGCUUUAAGUGUGUGCCCUGGCCUAUGUUUGGAGAGACAUUUAUCAAGCUGUCUGAAUCUAAAGAACCAUUCCAAAACUGUACACGCCUUCUCUCCACUGCAUAUAAUGCGUGCUCAGAGAAACAAGAGUAAUUGUGUACAGUUACCCGAUGGUCGAACUGAAGACCUGGCUGACCUCAUGUUCCUAGGAUCGUUAGAGGUCGUACAAAACGUAACACUAGGUAUAGACCUACCCAUAUCACAUUUGACUGUUCACACCAGACGUAUUCUCAGUAAUAUGUUGGACCCACCCGAGCCAAUGGGCCGAGACUGGUGUCUACUGGCCGUGACCCUUGGACUACAAAACUUACUCCCAGGCCUGGACAAUAGUAGUACACCAGUCAGCAGUAGUGAGAGUAAAACUGACCGCGUGCUGUUAGAGUGGUCUAAAGAGGCCCCUCAGUGUACGAUCGGACAGCUAGUGAGUAAGCUGCUGGAGUUUAACCGCGAGGACGUGGUGGAGAUGGUGCUGAGGACCAGUCCCUUGUUUAAGGUGAUGAUGUAUGAGGAUCACAGCACUGACGACAGCACCAUCCCACCCCCAACCACAGCCUCCACCAACACUCUCUCAAACCUGUCUAGGUGACACAGACUAGCCUAGUGUUACUUGUGUAGGGUGAGGGGGCCUCACCUGCUAACACAACAUCUAAAAUCUCUCGUCUAGAGAUUUAUAUGAGAGAGGUUUGACCAAAUCAACCAAAACAAUUUUCUGUGAUACUUCACUGGAUAUUUCUGAGUUUUAUGAUAUUUCCCAGUCUCAAUUAAUUCCUUAACAUUUUCUCGGACAUGAUUUCUACCAGAAAAUUUUCAUUAUUAAGUAGAUGAUGCUGUCAAUACACAUCUUACAAUAGUUAAGGAAAUGACUUUUCUGACUGCAUGAAAUUUAUGUCUUAGAAAAUGUGAUACAUUGGCAUGUUAAAUUGAUGAGAUCUCUUCAAAACCCUGAUUGUGUAAGCAUAUGUGAUAUGUGAGAGAGAAAAGAGAGGUAUUUAUGUAUGGAUAUCUGUAUUGUGUGUGAUUUUUAUUCCAACUUACUACGUAGCUUCAUUGAUAAUUUGUAGCCUUUUUACUGUAAAUAACUAAGAUUUCAAGAUAUUUAUAAUUUAACAUUACUUUGUAAGGCAUGUAGAUUACCUUCUAUAUCACCUGUGUUCAUAGUAAGAAUUAUUUUAGUAUAUUACAUCUUAAUCCUUUUAAACCCUGAGAGUUUGAACAAUGUACUAAUGUGGAGAGGGCACUAUGACAGAUAUUUUUAGCAUAAAACCAAUUUGUGAGAAAAAAAACGAUGUUCCCAAUAUUAUAGACAGAAAUAACUAGGUAACAUCCGUGUCAUUUCCGAGUGUAUUUACUCAAGACUCAAGAGGGAUAAAUGUCCUGUAGAGGUCACCAAAAUAGGUGUUUUAAAAUUCUCUUUCAUUCCGCAGACAAAUUAUGAUUAUUAGAGGUUGGACGUCAUGCUGAAUACAGUACUAGUUAUUGUUUUAUUUGCAAAUACGGAUUGCGUUAUUUCAGUGAAAUACAAUCACAAAAUAAAAGUAUAUGUAUUAGUGAGAAUUCAGUAGUUUUCAACGGUUUCAUCAGUAGGGAUCUCACAUGUAAAGUUUCUUAUGUCAGGACCCCACGGCUUGGUAUUUCAGGGUUUGUAGAUCUCACAGCAAAAUGUGCCUAAUCUCAAUGUUUUCUCAAUAUCUUUUCUAUUGUCUUCUUAACCGUUCUUUUAAACAUUUUAAUAUCCAUAGCUAUGUUCUAAAUGAAAUAGAUUUUUUAACUUUAAGAUGGCAUAUUUUACCUAUACUUCAAUUGUAUCAAAAACUUGAUUUAAUAUUUGAAACCAUGUUUUAUUCUAAACCUAAAUAUAUUUAAAUAUUUAGAAGUCAUUUUGAUUUAAAGUGAAAUGUGUAGAUACAUUUAGGUACUCUUUUUAUAUAAAGUUAGGCAAUGUUGGUCUGACCUUGCUCGGUUUCAGUCUGACCUUGCUCAGUUUCUCUAUUUCCUAUUCUUACUUUAUACUCUCAUUAUAAUCAAAAUACCUCAUGCACCACAUGACCAAAGCCUUUACCACAUAGUGAUUUUAACCAUUAUCAUGACCAACAAUUAACCAAUCAAAGAACCUCAAAGUAUCACAUGACUUAUAUCAAGUUUAGUUGUACCAUUGAAAUGACCUUAGAGUAUCACAUGACCAUUGAUUUACACCAAUCAAAUGACACCAGUUUAUUAAUGGUAAGCUAUACACCAAUCCAAUCUUAGCAAGGCUAAUAAUUGGGUGAUAUUGCCCGAAAUUUUUACGUAAAAAAGUUAUGUUAUUUAUAACCUGUAUAAUUUAGUGAAAUGUUUGCCUAAGUGAUUCUGUAUCAUGUGACUACUAAUCUGGACCAAACUGCUGAUUCCCUCAAUCUACAUUAGUGAAACAGCGUUGAAACCACGGUACGUUACUAUGGUUACCUGGUGACAACCCUACAGAAUCCAGGAAGUUUCAAACCUCAUGGGAAAAAGACCAAAUUCUUCAUUGAUUAUUGGCACAUCACAAGGUUGACAACCAUGGCAUUGUUAUCUACAUGUGAAGUGGGUUUACAUACUAACUGUACUGGGACCGACUCAUCACACAGGGGGGUGUAGUUUAUAUACGUGGGUAUAAACGGUCGAUAUCUUAGGUAGGGAAUUCUUAGAAAUAUGUACAGAACACACACAUAGUUGUUCUGGGGUUAUACGUUAGGCCACGCAGUACACUAGGAUGUGUAUAUUACUACCGCAAGUUGGAUGUUCUCAUCAUUGUUUGUAAUGUGCUGUCUACAAAGUGCUUUAAAGGGAGGUGUUUGCUCAAGUGAUCAAGUCUGUCUGUCUAAAUAUAUUUAUUACUUUAAGGUUAUUUUGGACACUGGCUCAUGAUGUAUUAAAAAUAUACUGUUAUAGCAAGGUCAAUGGGGUGUGUUUUAGUAUUAAGUCCUUGUUUGUAAAGUCAUAUUACUUAUACCAGUUAUAGGUGUGACAAACCCCAAUACAUAUUACAUAUACCAGGUAUAGGUGUGACAUACCCCAAUACAUAUUACAUAUACCAGGUAUAGGUGUGACAAACCCCAAUACAUAUUACAUUUACCAGUUAUAGGUGUGACAAACCCCAAUACAUAUUACAUAUACCAGUUAUAGGUGUGACAAACCCCAAUACAUAUUACAUAUACCAGGUAUAGGUGUGACAAACCCCAAUACAUAUUACAUAUACCAGUUAUAGGUGUGACAAACCCCAAUACAUAUUACAUAUACCAGUUAUAGGUGUGACAAACCCCAAUACAUAAUACAUAUACCAGUUAUAGGUGUGACAAACCCCAAUACAUAAUACAUAUACCAGUUAUAGGUGUGACAAACCCCAAUACAUAAUACAUAUACCAGGUAUAGGUGUGACAAACCCCAAUACAUAUUACAUAUACCAGUUAUAGGUGUGACAAACCCCAAUACAUAUUACUUAUACCAGGUAUAGGUGUGACAAACCCCAAUACAUAAUACACCAGUUAUAGGUGUGACAAACCCCAAUACAUAUUACAUAUACCAGUUAUAGGUGUGACAAACCCCAAUACAUAUUACAUAUACCAGGUAUAGGUGUGACAAACCCCAAUACAUAUUACAUAUACCAGUUAUAGGUGUGACAAACCCCAAUACAUAUUACAUAUACCAGGUAUAGGUGUGACAAACCACAAUACAUAUUACAUAUACCAGUUAUAGGUGUGACAAACCACAAUAAUUGUGUACUCUGGUAAUAACUACAGGCCAUAAAACCUUGAGUUAAGAAUUAAAGAUCUGAAUUAAUUUUACAAGUGAUAGAACAAUGGCCAUAUAGUUUCACCUCUACUAAACUGUACAACAACUUUAAGUUUUAAAUAUACUGAUAUUUACUGAUUUUAUUGCUCAUUGAUUUACACAAAGUAGUCUUGUUAUACUGUCAUAAAAUCAUCAUUUCUUGUAAACACUGUAUGUUAAACUUAGAUGCAAUGUAAUAUUGUGGUACAUGUAUUAAUUAGUCAAUCCUAGUGGCAUUACUGUAUUUCACCUUCAGUCUCCAUCGCUUGGUAAUGAACCAUAGUCUCUUUGUUAAAUAUACAUUACAUACUAGGGUUUGGAGAUAUUGUCUUCCCUGUGUUUAAGAAUACAUCUUCUUGAUGACUGGGCCCUAGAGUGUUUAUGCUUCCAGGUGAAAACAUUAUAUGGUCAUUUCUAUAUCAUUUUUAUUUGCUGAAUCUGACAAUCCUUGAUGUUAGUUUUAAAUGCUGAUAAAAUAUCAAGGGAUUCAGAAGUUUAGACAUGAUUUUUUCGAAACCAUGAUGUAGAAAAAACUCUCUAUCUUACAUCAGAUGGACUAUACAGUCGAUUGGGUUUUUUUUACAAGCUUUAAUAUGGUUUUAUUCUAUCCCUUCUACACAGAAUAUUACCGGUUCAAACACCUUUAUUAAGGAUCAAAGUAGAUAAUGAAUUGGUCUAUUGAUGUAUAGACUGAAAGCUGAUGUGCACCCUGAAUCAAACCGAUGGGUUUGUGUACACGAUGGGUUUGUGUACACGAUGGGUUUGUGUACAGGGUGUAGUAGCUGUCCCAGCUUCCCUCGUAUAAAGAGGCCUACUCUUAUUUUGCAAUUUAGUUUCCUUAUUGUGAUACCUGGUGCUUUAUUCCUAAAUGCUGGUUUUUUUUUUUAUAUCAUAACUCUAUCCAUGUCGCAUUGCUACAUUUACCAUAUUUUGAUAUUAAACCAGUUUAACCCUAGUACCUGUGGUUAUACAUGUCAGUACUGAGGCGGUCUGGAGAUUUUGUGUCGAAGGCCGAUAUCUCUCCGUUUGUUGAUAUUCGUACACUUUUUGUUUGUCAUUUGUACUGUUAUAUAGUUCUUUUUUAAGUUAGAUUAUAUAUACUUUUAAAUAUGCUCUUUGCACUUAAUGAAAUAAUUUGCCAAAAUGAAUAAAACAGUUAUAAAAUUGAA
Messenger RNA from Pecten maximus, 13778 nucleotides. RefSeq names its product death-associated protein kinase 1-like. The record is from RefSeq and is a predicted model, not a curated record. Gene Ontology annotation, biological process: positive regulation of apoptotic process; intracellular signal transduction; protein phosphorylation. Bases 5360 to 9406 code for a protein of 1348 amino acids. The transcript is spliced from 17 exons. Lineage: Eukaryota; Metazoa; Mollusca; Bivalvia; Pectinida; Pectinidae. Gene Ontology annotation, cellular component: cytoplasm; nucleus. Gene Ontology annotation, molecular function: ATP binding; protein binding; protein serine/threonine kinase activity.